AUGGGUAUGAUCAACAACUGUGUGACUGUUGAGUCAGGAGUACAAGGCUGUUGCUGUAAUACUGAUGGUUGCCUAACCCCAAGAAAGUGUGUACCCACUCCAGUCUGCAAGUCGUUACCUCUACAUAACUCUUGCGCAUCACUGCCUGGAGAUCGUGCAGUGAAAGGAUGUUGCUGCGAUUACAAGAACAGCUGCAACGUCGAGCAAGCCAACAUCACAAACAUCAAUAUCCCAGUCCCAGCUCCAAGCAACGAAUUCCCUAUCUCUUGCUGGACCGGAAUCUACGUGAACGGAAAUGCCAUCACAAGUGCUGGAUUCCAAUCCUGCUAUGGAGAAUGCGCCAGUGUAACACUUCAAACUACCAUGAACAAUACACAAGCCAACGCCACAAUCUACAUGUGCGAUCCAACCUCUGUCUGUCGGGGACUCAAUAUGAGCAACACGUGCGCUACCGUAGAGACAGGACUUUCUGGAUGCUGCUGUAAUGAUGAUGCUUGCCUUACGCCAACCAGGACGCCUUGCAUGGGUAUGUGCUCUACUCUUAAUGGUAUCGUCAACGGCGACAAUAUUACCACCUUCCAA
Messenger RNA from Strongylus vulgaris, 582 nucleotides. The record is from the annotation of a GenBank genome assembly. NCBI's taxonomy places the organism in Eukaryota, Metazoa, Nematoda, Chromadorea, Rhabditida, Strongylidae.